UGGCUGAAUUGCCUGAGAGGCGGGACUAUUAGCAAACGGGGACUAGAGACGGGGAUGCUGAAAAGCAACCAGCAGAGACACACUUGUGACGCACUUCCGGCGGUCCGUGAAGAAGAUGGCCUCAUCCCAACAGCAAGCUUCAGCGGCUUCCUCAGCUGCUGGUGUAUCGGGUCCCAGUUCGGCUGGCGGCCCGGGUCCCCAGCAGCAGCCGCAACCGCCAGCACAACUCGUGGGCCCUGCCCAGAGCGGCCUUCUGCAGCAACAGCAACAGGACUUCGAUCCUGUGCAGCGUUAUAAGAUGCUCAUCCCGCAGCUGAAGGAGAGUCUACAGACCUUGAUGAAGGUUGCAGCCCAAAACUUGAUUCAGAACACUAACAUCGACAAUGGACAGUGAGUACAGCCCCCUUCCCCAGGAUAUUCUAUUUUCACUCCAGUCUUUGAAGUUCAUCUUUCCUUCUCCCUGCUGCCUGCCUACCUCACCUCCUAUGAUUUUUUUUUUUUUUUUUUUUUUUUUGAGACAGGGUCUCCCUCUGUCACCCAGGCUGGAAUACAGUGGCAUGAUCUUGGCUCAUUGCAGCCUUGAACUUCUGAGCUCAGGUGAUCCUCUUGCCUCGGCCUCCCAAGUAGCCAGGACUACAGACAUGAGCCAAUCAUGCAUGGCUAAAUUGU
Messenger RNA from Sapajus apella (tufted capuchin), 669 nucleotides. It is a transcript of the gene MED29, whose product is annotated as mediator complex subunit 29. Lineage: Eukaryota; Metazoa; Chordata; Mammalia; Primates; Cebidae. Gene Ontology annotation, biological process: regulation of transcription by RNA polymerase II. The transcript is spliced from 2 exons. The record is from RefSeq and is a predicted model, not a curated record. The coding region runs from base 116 to 394 and encodes 92 amino acids. Gene Ontology annotation, molecular function: transcription factor binding; transcription coregulator activity. Gene Ontology annotation, cellular component: mediator complex.